AUGUCCUUUUCAUAUGGCGCAGUUCCUCCACCAGACUCUCCACCGCUGAGGGCCAUGCCUCUCUCGCCAGCACCUGCACGCACAGACAGACGAGCUAAACGACAGACGACGGCACUCUCGCCUUCCUCCAUCGCCACGGGCAUGUCUGGCCUCAGCCUGGACGAUGACCCACUCGAUCUCAACGCAACCACAACGACGGGCAGAAGGAGUGAUUCUUCCUUGUCUCGUAAUAGCACAAUGAGCAGUAAACGAGCGUCUGCUGCACCUGCGUUGCCCGUCCCAAAGAUGAUCAAUUCGUUGCCACCAAAUUACCAGCAUCCGCCGAGUCCUGCUCCCAGUGCUGCUCCCAGUCUCAGCCACUCGAGUUCGACCCACGACUCUUCCUCUUCUUGUGCAUCGUCCAUUAAGAGUUCUCGAGCUCCCCGUCUUAAUACCGCCGUCGAGCGCACAAACAAUUCGAGCGACAGUCUGUCCUCGGAGCCUGUGACGCCCACUGGAACCAGCUUUUCGAGGUCGAGGGGAAAGAGCAUCUCACGCGCUGUAGGCAAACUCGCCUCGGACUUUCUCUCGCUCAAGGGUGGCAAAAACAAGGACCGGUCCGAACAUCCUGAACCCGUCCCUGCGCUCCCAACUGGCCCAUUCCGAAAAUGA
Serendipita indica DSM 11827 is the source of this 651-nucleotide messenger RNA. The record is from the annotation of a GenBank genome assembly. Lineage: Eukaryota; Fungi; Basidiomycota; Agaricomycetes; Sebacinales; Serendipitaceae.